AUGUCGUUUAAUGAAACAGCCUCGAAUAAUGUAACAAUUCCAAAAACGAUCCCUAAAUGCAUGCCACUACCACGCCGAAAUAGUACAAUAACUGCAAACAGAAAAUCCAUGCCAAUCUCGAAGUUUGAAAUUGGAUCAAGAAUGUCUUGCUCAGAUUGUGAAAAUAUAUUCGAUCCAAACUAUAAUCCUAAAACAGAGGAGUAUAUUAAUCAAUCGAAACUCGUUGAUUGUAAACUUCCAUCUGAGCCAGGUAAGACGGUCGAAUAUUUUUCAUGCCAACGCACAUCAAAGUUCACAAUGCGUGGUCGUGAAUAUACUUUCACGUUUUAUGUUAAUGGGCAACCCCAGUUUUUGGCGACAUGCGUUGGACGAUAUCCGUCAAAGCCUAUUGAAAUUAAAUAUCAUGACUCAUACAGCAAGAUAGACACAACACUACACUCAUUGAUGCCAUCUCAACAAAAUACUCACUUUAUUUUGAAUAUCAGAAAUUCUGAAAUUCCGAUCAUGGUUAUGGAUGUUACACCUGAAUGUUCUCUUAGUAAAACGCCCAGAAAGACUCAAGUAGGAAUCUUUGAUGAAGAUGGAAAAUUAAAAUUGGAAAUGUUUUCUCGUUUGCCAAUUCUUCGUGACGGAAAGUGGUCUCUUGAUUUCAACAAUAGAAGUGUGAUUCCGAGUGACAAAAACACUAUCUUUCAGAGUAUUGAUCUCCAAAGGCAUUCACAUGAAAUGAUUGCUAUUAGGAAGGUUAAUCCAACAACUCUUUAUGCGGAUUGUUCUACGGAAUUCUCCCCAAUUGCCGUUUUUGGCAUAAUGCUUUCCAUAUUCAUUUCUAGAAUGAAAGCCUAA
Molecule: messenger RNA, 846 nt
Organism: Trichomonas vaginalis G3
Lineage: Eukaryota; Parabasalia; Trichomonadida; Trichomonadidae
Exons: 1
Coding region: 1-846 (281 amino acids)
Source: RefSeq, a predicted model, not a curated record